Molecule: messenger RNA, 3631 nt
Organism: Poecile atricapillus (Black-capped chickadee)
Lineage: Eukaryota; Metazoa; Chordata; Aves; Passeriformes; Paridae
Gene: NF2
Product: NF2, moesin-ezrin-radixin like (MERLIN) tumor suppressor
Exons: 17
Coding region: 359-2065 (568 amino acids)
Biological process (GO): positive regulation of early endosome to late endosome transport; regulation of cell shape; regulation of gliogenesis
Cellular component (GO): adherens junction; plasma membrane; apical part of cell
Molecular function (GO): cell adhesion molecule binding; actin binding
Source: RefSeq, a predicted model, not a curated record
AGCCCCAUUAGUGUCUCUUCAUCUCAGAGCCAUGGCCGCUUUCUGAAGGGUGUGUUUUUCACUUUCUGUUAUGUUUGUGAUCUUGGACAUGAAUCCUGCAGGGAUGGUCACUCCAUCAAGGUGCAGCUCAUUGCCCAGCUGCUUCCCAGCCUUAAUCCUUUGGCAUCUUAAAAAUGAACGGGAAAAGCUUCACAGCCAGCCUGGAGAAACAGCUUAAGUGUUCAAGCAGCGAGAAGAGGCAGUGUCUUUCAAGUAGAUGGUUUUUGAAAUUAAAGGUACUUGAACAGGGAAGCAGCCCUGGGAACAAUCUCCUUGAAGCUGGGAGGCAGCACUGGUAGGGAAUCCCACAGCCCUGGAAAUGGGAAGAGAGGCAUUUACCUGGCAUCACCCCGAGGUGAAGUGGAAAGGGAAGGACCUGUUUGAUCUGGUGUGCAGGACACUGGGACUGCGGGAAACCUGGUUCUUCGGGCUGCAGUACACCAUCAAGGACACGGUGGCCUGGCUCAAAAUGGACAAGAAGGUCCUGGAUCAUGAUGUCCCCACAGAGGAGCCCAAAACCUUUCACUUCCUGGCCAAAUUUUAUCCUGAGAAUGCAGAGGAGGAGUUGGUCCAGGAAAUCACCCAGCACUUGUUCUUCCUGCAGGUGAAGAAGCAGAUUUUGGAUGAGAAGAUCUUCUGUCCUCCCGAAGCCUCUGUCCUGCUGGCCUCUUACGCUGUCCAAGCCAAGUACGGCGACUACGAUCCCAACGUCCACAAGAGAGGCUUCCUGGCACAGGAGGAAUUGCUUCCCAAGCGGGUAAUAAACCUGUACCAGAUGACUCCAGAGAUGUGGGAGGAAAGGAUAACAGCCUGGUACGCAGAGCACCGGGGCAGAGCGAGAGAUGAAGCUGAAAUGGAGUAUCUGAAGAUAGCCCAGGACCUGGAGAUGUAUGGUGUGAACUACUUCGCCAUCAGGAAUAAAAAGGGCACAGAGCUGCUCCUUGGAGUUGAUGCCUUGGGUCUUCACAUUUAUGACCCGGACAACAGGUUGACCCCUAAAAUCUCCUUCCCGUGGAACGAGAUCCGGAAUAUCUCCUACAGUGAUAAAGAGUUUACGAUUAAGCCAUUGGACAAAAAGAUUGAUGUUUUUAAAUUCAAUUCAUCAAAGCUGCGUGUGAAUAAGCUGAUUCUUCAGCUGUGCAUUGGGAACCACGACCUCUUCAUGAGGAGGAGGAAGGCAGACUCGUUGGAGGUGCAGCAGAUGAAAGCACAGGCCAGGGAGGAGAAGGCCAGGAAGCAGAUGGAACGACAGUGCCUGGCACGAGAGAAGCAAAUGAGAGAAGAGGCUGAGAGGACCAGGGAUGAGCUGGAGAGGAGGUUGAUGCAGCUGAAGGAGGAGGCAACGAUGGCCAACGAGGCUCUGAUGAGGUCGGAGGAGACGGCGGAUUUGCUGGCGGAGAAGGCGCAGAUCACAGAGGAGGAGGCCAAGCUCCUGGCUCAGAAGGCGGCCGAGGCUGAGCAGGAGAUGCAGCGCAUCAAGGCCACGGCCAUCCGGACCGAGGAGGAGAAGAGGCUGAUGGAGCAGAAAGUGCUCGAGGCAGAGAUGUUGGCACUGAAAAUGGCCGAGGAGUCAGAGAGGAGGGCAAAGGAGGCUGAUCAGCUCAAGCAGGACCUGCAGGAGGCUCGUGAGUCGGAACGCAGGGCGAAGCAGAAGCUCUUGGAGAUCACCAGCAAGUCUUCCUACACAUCCAUGAACUCAAGUACCACAGCACUGCCCACUGACCUGCCAAGCUUCAACCUCAUCAGCGAGAGCCUCUCCUUCGACUUCAAGGAUACAGACAUGAAGAGGCUGUCCAUGGAAAUCGAGAAGGAGAAGGUGGAGUACAUGGAGAAGAGCAAGCACCUGCAGGAGCAGCUCAACGAGCUGAAGACAGAAAUUGAGGCACUGAAGCUCAAGGAGAGAGAGACAGCUCUGGAUAUUUUGCACAAUGAGAACUCCAGCCGGGGAAACAGCAAGCACAACACUAUUAAAAAGCUCACCCUGCAGAGCACCAAGUCCCGUGUGGCCUUCUUCGAGGAGCUCUAGGAAACAACUGCUCCGCACCGCUGCUGCUUCCCAAGGGCUCUGCCCAGCCGGGGAUCACCCCGGACCCCGCCGGCUGCUCCAGCCUCCCUGCACACCCACGGACUCGGGGCUGGCUGCCCACGGACUGUGUGAUGUUCUCUAGCUUAGCAGCCGCUCAUCCUCCUCCUGACACUUCGUUUUCCUUGGGUUUCCAGCUUUUUUUCCUUAUUUUUCUAGCAUUGCUUCCAGGCUCGGCCCUCCAGGCUUUUCCCUGGAGCCGGGGUCGAGGCUGUGGCCGUGCCUUCCCACCCUGGCAGCCAAGAGAGGAGUGUGCCCGAGGGUCUCCCUCUGCUGGGAGGUGUUGUCACCCCUCUGGAUUGCCUUCUCCUGCCGGCUCUGGAGCCCCCUGUGCCGGUCUGGAGCUCCAGGUGCCGGCCCUGGAUGCUCUGCUGGGCUCCGGAGCCCCGAGCAGGCGGCGGUGCCGGGAGCUCCAUUAGGAUCCCGAGCAUGUUCCAGUGGAGUGCUGUAAAUCAGGAACGUCGUGCUGGCUCUCCCAGCUGCGGUGGGAGAGGAGCAGGGAGUGGGAGGACAGGGACCUGGGGCUGGGGGGAUCCUGGGCUGCUUCCCUGGGGACAGGAGGUGGGAGGAAGGGCUCCUCCUCUUCCUCCUCCUCCCUGCUGGGAACAGGGAGCGGGAGGACAGCUAGUGCCAACCAAAUGAAACCUUAUUGUUCCUGCAAACUGUGACCAAGCUGGGCAGCUUCAGGCUGGGGGGAUCCAGGGGCUCCGGGCUGGGCUUUCCCUGGGUCCCGGGGCAUCCCAGCCCCUCGGAGCCGCCCGGGAAUGCCGGGCUGGGCCCGGGGCUGCCUGCUCCUGCCUGUCCCAUCGCGGGUGCCUUUGCUCUGACCCCCCCGCGGGGGGAACAGGGAUGCCCUGACCUCCCCUUCCAGUCUCCAUCCCAAAUCCUGUGCACCUUUCAGCUGGAAUCCUCUUCCAGCAGCGUUUACCCUCCAGCAAAGCCGGUGCUGCCCCGGGGAUCCCUCACAUCCCCUCAGGACCCCCAAUUCCUCACCUGCCCCACAGCCACAGCAGAAGCUCAGCCGGGGCUUGGCGUGGAGUGAAUCCCAUCCCAAGCCCGUUUAUUGAAAGCCUGGGAUCGAUUCCCCGCACGUGGCUGCGGUUCGGAUGGCUGUGGCCUGGCACAGCCGCUUUCCCAUUCCCUGGACUGUUGUACUCCGAAGGAAUAACUGUUUUCUCCUGUUUUAAUAAAAAUUCACAGCACUAAGAGGGGAGCUGAGGCUUCUUUGCUGAUUUUUCUUUGGGAAAAACUGCUCCGAGCGCGGCUGCCGCAGUUGGCGGUGCCGGGAUUAAUGGGAAGCACAGCUGCAGUGCUGGGAUCCCUCCGGCAGCUCCCGUGGGAUCGGGAGGGCUCCAGGGUCCCCCUGUCCCGGAUCCCUCGGGGCUCUUCUCAUCCCUCCUUGAGGGAAGAGAGCUUUGGAGUGCCCAGAGGGGCUGAGCCCCUUGUUUGCCGUCCCUGACGCUUCCUGAUCCCGUCCUGCCUGGAAUAAAUAAAGGAUGUGCUGCAUUG